ACACAGAUCUAACCCAAUGCAAUAUUUUCCCUCCCCUUCGCCCUCUCGGUUUCGUUCACAACCAAAGCUUCGCGAUACAGUCGGCAUUAGAGCUGGCUGAAAAGGUAACGAAGGGAUCGCGGAUUACAGAGACCACCGAAACCACCAUAUUUCUCAUCCUUCCGCUCCGCUCCUACAAGAAACCAUCGGAGAAGGGAAGCCUGUUCGCGCCAUUCUUCCUCUUCGCUCUUCCCGGCGCGAUUCUGAAUGGUAUGGUCCGAUUCUCCGCUCCGCAGGCAAGGGUUAAUCGCCUUAGGCACCGCCGCGUCUAGUAAGUUGAAUUCAACGGCUGGAUUGACAUCGGUGGACGCAUCAAUGGCAAAAGAUAGAUAAUUCAGAAGUGGUACAUAGUUUUGCCGAUAAAGAGGGGGGAGAAAGAUGUGCGGGAUCUUUGCGUACCUGAACUACAAUGUGGCGAGGGAGAGGCGAUACAUCUUGGAGGUCUUGUUCAACGGGCUGAGGCGGCUCGAAUACCGCGGGUAUGACUCGUCGGGAAUCGCGAUCGACAACGAUAGUUCCUUUGCGGCCGGGGAGGGCCAGCGGCCCAACGCAUCGGCGUUGCCGCUCGUUUUCCGGCGGGAGGGCAAGAUCGAGUCGCUUGUCAGAUCUGUUUACUCCGACGUGGAUACUUUGGGAUUAGACUUAGAGAAGUCAUUUAUGGUUCAUGCCGGGAUUGCCCACACAAGAUGGGCCACUCAUGGCAUACCUUCUCCCAGGAACAGCCAUCCACAAUCAUCGGGAUCAGGGGAUGAGUUCUUGGUUGUCCAUAAUGGCAUUAUAACAAAUUAUGAGGUUUUGAAGGAGACAUUAAUUCGACAUGGUUUUACCUUUGAAUCAGAUACUGAUACUGAAGUUAUACCUAAGCUAGCCAAAUUUGUUUUCGAUCAAGCCAGUGAAGGAGAUCAGGCUGUCACUUUCAGCCAAGUUGUCAUAGAAGUUAUCAGACAGCUUGAAGGUGCAUAUGCCCUUAUAUUUAAAAGUUCGCACUACCCAAAUGAGCUAAUUGCAUGCAGUCAUGGUAGCCCCUUAAUUCUUGGUGUGAAGAGUCUAACUGGUGAAAAGAACUAUGCGGCAUCCUUUGGUGAUGUUAAAUCCCUCACAGCUGAUGGUCAGCCCAAGGAGCUAUUUUUCUCUAGUGACUUGUGUGCAAUUGUGGAACACACCAAAAACUAUUUGGCUAUUGAGGAUAAUGAGGUGGUGCAUCUUAAGGAUGGAAGUGUCUCAAUCCUGAAGUUUGACCACAGCAAGGAAAAGCCAGCAUCCGUGCAGCGUGCAUUAUCUGUUCUUGAGAUGGAGGUUGAACAAAUAAAAAAAGGAAAUUAUGAUCAUUUCAUGCAAAAAGAGAUUCACGAGCAACCCCAUUCUUUAACCACCACAAUGAGGGGAAGACUUAGGGAUAAAAGCGUUGUUUUGGGAGGUCUCAAGGAUCACCUCAAGACAAUCAGGCAUAGCCGGAGGAUUAUAUUCGUUGGUUGUGGUACCAGCUAUAAUGCAGCUUUGGCUGCAAGACCCUUUCUGGAAGAACUCUCAGGAAUCCCUGUCACAAUGGAGCUGGCCAGUGAUUUGCUGGACCGUAAAGGCCGAAUUUACCGAGAGGACACUGCAGUAUUUGUUAGUCAAUCUGGAGAGACUGCCGAUACUCUUCUUGCGCUCGAGUAUGCCCUAUCAAAUGGGGCACUGUGCGUCGGCAUAACGAAUACUGUUGGCAGUACGCUGGCGAGGAAAACACACUGUGGGGUCCACAUAAAUGCUGGCUGCGAGAUCGGUGUUGCUAGCACGAAAGCAUACACCAGUCAAAUUGUUGUGAUGGCCAUUAUGGCUCUGGCUAUUGGAGCUGACAGUAUAUCCACACAGCCUAGAAGAGAAUCCAUUAUAAAUAGUCUGUCUGAUCUACCAGACAAGGUUAGAGAGGUUCUAAGGCUUGAUGAAGAAAUGAAAGAGCUUGCCAAGUCACUGAUGGAAAUGCAGUCACUACUUGUGUUUGGAAGAGGUUAUAAUUAUGCUACUGCUCUUGAGGGUGCUUUGAAGGUAAAAGAAGUGGCACUCAUGCACAGUGAAGGCCUGCUGGCUGGUGAAAUGAAACAUGGGCCUUUGGCGCUUGUGGACGAAACUCUUCCAAUUAUAGUUAUUGCCACUCGAGAUGCAUGUUUCAGCCAACAGCAAUCAGUAAUUCAACAACUUUAUGCCCGCAAAGGCCGUCUCAUAGUAAUGUGUUCCAAGGGAGACGCCGCAUCUGUAUGUUCUGGCGGUUCUUGUCGCUUAAUUGAAGUUCCUUUGGUUGCUGAUUGCCUCCAACCAGUAAUUAAUAUAAUUCCACUGCAGUUGCUGGCUUACCAUCUAACAGUGUUGCGAGGAUAUGAUGUUGAUCAACCAAGGAACCUUGCCAAGAGUGUUACCACGCAAUGAGUAAUAAAUCCAGAACUUCUCGGUUGUCUUAUUUUGUAGGAUUUUACUUGGUUUUUUAGUUUUUCUUCUUAUGCUAGAUAAUAAUGUCGGUUUUCUGUUUGAGUAUUUAUUUCAUGGCGUGUUAAGUGUGAACUUCCUGAGCGAGUGAUUUGCUUUUGAUGUAGACCGGUUCUGAGAUUAAUGGUAGGGUAGAAUUCUCUCUUCUACUUGUCUAUUUUUGUAUAAAGUCAAAUAAAUAAAUAAAUCGAAUCUCGUGCAAGACAUUAGCAUCUUUUUUGAAGUUAUGUUUA
Messenger RNA from Phalaenopsis equestris, 2735 nucleotides. RefSeq names its product glutamine--fructose-6-phosphate aminotransferase [isomerizing] 2. Gene Ontology annotation, molecular function: carbohydrate derivative binding; L-glutamine:D-fructose-6-phosphate transaminase (isomerizing) activity. The record is from RefSeq and is a predicted model, not a curated record. Gene Ontology annotation, biological process: UDP-N-acetylglucosamine metabolic process; protein N-linked glycosylation; fructose 6-phosphate metabolic process. The transcript is spliced from 12 exons. NCBI's taxonomy places the organism in Eukaryota, Viridiplantae, Streptophyta, Magnoliopsida, Asparagales, Orchidaceae. Bases 418 to 2445 code for a protein of 675 amino acids.